AUGGUGUACAUGCUCGAGGAGCUCGACGUGGUGGUGGACGGCGCGUACCGGCCCCGGCAGGCCACGUCGCUGACGCUGCGAAUGCGGGACGGGCUCCCCGGACCAUACUACUGUGCUGCCGGCGCCGAUAAGGCCUUUGUGCGCGACGUUGUUGACGCCCACUACAAGGCCUGCCUUUACUCCGGAAUCAACAUCAGUGGCAUCAACGGCGAAGUCAUGCCGGCCCAGUGGGAGUUCCACUUCCAAGUUGGCCCGUCCGUUGGAACCGCUGCCGGUGACCAGAUAUGGGUUGGGCGCUAUAUUCCCGAGAGGAUCACUGAGAUGGCCAGAGUUGUGCAGUCCCCAGGGCCGGGUGACUGGAAGGGUGCUGGUGCUCACACCAACUACAGCACCUAGUUGAUGAGGGAGCCCGGGCACACGGAGCAUAUCGCCGCGUACGGCGAGGGCAACGAGCGCCGCCUCACCGGCAGCCACGAGACCGCCGACAUCAACACCUUCAAAUGGGGCGUGGCGAACCGCGGCGCGUCCGUCCGCGUGGGCCGCGACACGGAGAAGGAUGGCAAGGGCUACUUCGAGGACCGCGGGCCGGCCUCCAACACGGACCCCUACGUCGUCACCUCCAUGAUAGCCGAUAUCACCCUCCUGUGGAAGGAAAACUAG
Molecule: messenger RNA, 660 nt
Organism: Phragmites australis (common reed)
Lineage: Eukaryota; Viridiplantae; Streptophyta; Magnoliopsida; Poales; Poaceae
Product: glutamine synthetase cytosolic isozyme 1-2-like
Cellular component (GO): cytoplasm
Molecular function (GO): glutamine synthetase activity
Source: RefSeq, a predicted model, not a curated record